Molecule: messenger RNA, 1248 nt
Organism: Pieris napi
Lineage: Eukaryota; Metazoa; Arthropoda; Insecta; Lepidoptera; Pieridae
Exons: 4
Coding region: 167-1120 (317 amino acids)
Biological process (GO): sensory perception of taste
Cellular component (GO): membrane
Source: RefSeq, a predicted model, not a curated record
UGAAAAAAAUUCGUUGCAAGUAACACCGCUUGUAUAAAUUCAUAUAAAUUGGACUGAAAAUGUUAUCAAAUACAAUGAUAAUUAAACUAGUAUAUGAAUGGUACUUAAAAACGAAUCAGCUCACGCACUCGUUUGAUUACCUCCGUUCAGCAUUGAAGUGUUCGAUAUGUUUUACACAAGUGAUUAUAACUCAUACAGAAACCAAAAUAUUAAAGGAAACAUUUUUACCGUUAUAUUAAACGGGUUUUGCACCUCGAACAGUUUUCCUACAUUCUCCGUUGCACAUGCAUCGAAACCACUCAUAAAUUUUUCAACUAUAUUUGGAAUGCAGAAUGUCCGUUUCAAUAAAAUGGACAUACAACGAGUUUCAAUCUUCAAUAAAUUCUACUGCGUUUUUAUAUUAAGUCUGUUAAUUUGUGUCAUUGUCUACAUCCCGCCUCUUAGUUGGAAAGAAACUAAAUCGGAUCUACCUUUAAAUAUACUAACGAGAUUAUUCGGAGUUUUACAAACUUUCGAGAUAUUUUAUUACGUUUUUAUAGUCUCCUUUGGCAACGCGAGUUAUUACUGGAACUUGUAUAAAACUUUAAACAGUUUGGAUAACCAUUAUGAGAAGAGGUUGAAAAUGUUUCGUAAACGACGAUAUUUGGCUAUUUUUCUAAUGUUUACUCCGCUACUGUUAGUCUCAUUUACUUUUUAUUCACGAAAGUUUACCAUAAAGAAUGUUGUAGCACAUAUAACAUUCUUUCUUAUUAUGGUCCAGGGAGUGAACUUUGUAUAUUUCAUCGUCAAUAUUUUUAUAGAGGUUUUAAUCUUUAAGGCUGUAUUGUUUAAAAAAGUUGAAGACUUUGUUCCUACAGAUAUUAACAAAAAGUGUUUUUUUACGAAACUGUUGAUAAAAAGACUUGUUAGCACAGAAAACUUGAAGCGUAAUUAUUGCUGGUUUGAACUUAUGCAAAUUUAUGAUAAGAUCGCUGAUUGCGUUUAUAUCUUCAAUAAAAUAUAUGCAGGGCAGAUUUUGAUUAUGUUUGAAGCCUGGCUGCUAACUACUGUUCUUGUUAUAUGCAGAUCAUUAUCGCCAUCUAUGAAGAAUAUAUAUAUCAAAGCCAAGUACAAACUAUGAUCAAUCUAGUGCAAGGCAGAAAAAUAGAAUUAUCGGCUGUCGUGACAGCGGUGGAUAUACCAAUCCUGAUUGCGUUUGCUGGCAAAGUUAUAUCCUAUAGUGUUUUAGUAAUACAAUAUUUUUACAUU